UUUAUAUAAUACAUAUACAUAUUCUUUUUUGACUUAAACCAACAAGAAAUGGGAAACUCACAGUCUAACUUGCCACGCGGCAAUGAUAAAAAUAAAGAAAAGGAAAAGGAUAAGAAGAAGAAGUGGGAACCUCCAGUUCCCACCCGCGUUGGUAAAAAGAAGAAGAGAGGACCUGACACAAUCGCAAAGCUUCCUCCAGUCUUUCCCACAACACGCUGUCGGCUGAAGAUGCUAAAGAUGGAACGCAUAAAGGAUUAUUUGUUACUUGAGGAAGAAUUUGUACAAAACCAGGAGAGACUCAAACCUCAGGACGAGCGGGAUCAGGAAGAGCGAACACGUGUAGAGGAUCUUCGUGGAUCACCUAUGGGUGUAGGAAAUCUGGAAGAGAUUAUUGAUGAUGACCACGUUAUUGUUUCUUCAUCGACUGGACCCGAAUAUUAUGUAUCUGUUAUGAGUUUUGUGGAUAAAGACUUGUUGGAACCCGGGUGUAGUGUGUUGUUGCACCAUAAGACCAUGUCCGUGGUUGGUGUACUUGGUGAAGAUGCUGAUCCUAUGGUUAGCGUAAUGAAGCUUGAGAAAGCGCCAACAGAAUCUUACGCAGACAUCGGUGGUCUUGAACAACAAAUCCAAGAAAUCAAAGAAGCCGUAGAAUUACCAUUGACACAUCCUGAGCUUUACGAAGAAAUGGGUAUCAAACCACCAAAGGGUGUUAUUUUGUAUGGUGUUCCUGGUACCGGAAAAACACUUCUCGCAAAGGCUGUGGCUAACCAGACCAGUGCUACCUUUUUGCGCAUUGUUGGUUCUGAGUUAAUUCAGAAGUAUUUGGGUGACGGUCCCAAGCUUGUUCGUGAGCUGUUCCGUGUUGCAGAAGAAAAUGCUCCAUCAAUUGUCUUUAUUGAUGAAAUUGAUGCCAUUGGUACCAAACGUUAUGAUUCUACUUCGGGCGGAGAGAGAGAAAUUCAGCGUACUAUGUUGGAACUCUUGAACCAGCUUGAUGGUUUUGAUUCUAGAGGAGAUGUCAAGGUUAUUAUGGCAACAAACAAAAUUGAUAGUCUGGAUCCAGCCUUGAUUCGUCCAGGUCGUAUCGAUCGUAAGAUAGAAUUCCCUCUACCAGACGUUAAAACCAAACGACGUAUCUUCAACAUUCACACGUCAAGAAUGACCUUAUCGGACGAUGUUGACCUUGAAGAGUUUGUUAUGUCUAAAGAUGAUUUAUCUGGUGCAGAUAUCAAGGCUAUUUGCACAGAAGCUGGUUUACUUGCGUUACGUGAGCGUCGUAUGAAAGUUGUUGCAGAAGAUCUGCGCAAAGCACGAGAAAAGGUGCUGUACAGAAAGAGCGAAGGAACUCCUGAAGGCUUGUAUCUUUAAAUGCUACAUAAACAUCAAUAUAAAUCCUACGCAACUCCACUUGUUCAAUAGCUGUGCGAACCAUCAAACAAAACAAAACGAAACAAAAAAAAACGAAAAAAAAAACAAUCAAAGCAAGCACAAUAAU
This is a messenger RNA of Phycomyces blakesleeanus NRRL 1555(-), 1495 nucleotides long. RefSeq lists its product as hypothetical. The record is from RefSeq and is a predicted model, not a curated record. Bases 49 to 1368 code for a protein of 439 amino acids. Gene Ontology annotation, biological process: proteasome-mediated ubiquitin-dependent protein catabolic process. NCBI's taxonomy places the organism in Eukaryota, Fungi, Mucoromycota, Mucoromycetes, Mucorales, Phycomycetaceae. Gene Ontology annotation, molecular function: ATP hydrolysis activity; ATP binding; proteasome-activating activity. Gene Ontology annotation, cellular component: proteasome regulatory particle, base subcomplex. The transcript is spliced from 8 exons.